AUGCUUGUAUUUUGGACCAUGUCGUGCGACUUGUCUCAGGAAGCCCAUUUCAGCCGCUUGUACCCUGAAUCGAAGUUUUUCAGUUAUGGUCUACGACUCAUGACCGUAGGGGUUUGGCCGAUUAGAGGCCAGCGUAGUGAGUACCCAGUAACCAUUUCUUUGUCAUCGUCACCUACUCCCAAUCUGUGCAACGAUCGAUAUGAGAAGACAACCGCAAGCACCAUCACGACCGAAUAUAAAAUCCUUCCACCGCAACGCAACUACCGACGGACGGUGGAUGGAUGGAUGGACACACCGACUCCAUCGGUGACCAUGACGACAUCCGCUUCGCCGUCGUUCGGUACUGCUGUCAAUAACGUGUCUGGCAACAAGCAGACUUAG
Messenger RNA from Soboliphyme baturini, 381 nucleotides. The record is from the annotation of a GenBank genome assembly. Lineage: Eukaryota; Metazoa; Nematoda; Enoplea; Dioctophymatida; Soboliphymatidae.